Abrus precatorius (Indian licorice) is the source of this 780-nucleotide messenger RNA. RefSeq names its product heterogeneous nuclear ribonucleoprotein 1-like. Lineage: Eukaryota; Viridiplantae; Streptophyta; Magnoliopsida; Fabales; Fabaceae. The record is from RefSeq and is a predicted model, not a curated record. The transcript has 2 exons. The coding region runs from base 1 to 780 and encodes 259 amino acids. Gene Ontology annotation, molecular function: RNA binding.
AUGUUUGUUUAUAUAGAUUGUCGCUCAACACUGGAUUCUACAAUUUCAAUACAUCACAACAGCGUUAGAGGUUCAACUUUGUUGACUUCUGCAAAAAUGUCUAGUGCUGAUAAUGUCCUUGAAAGCACCCAUGUUGUCGAAGAAAAGACGAGAGUGAAGGAAGAAAUAGCUAACAAUGAAGGGCAACAACAAAAGCAAUCUCAAAGAUUGGGUCCUGAAAGUAUUAGGAGGAGGAAGAUUUUUGUUGGAGGAUUACCUUCAGGUAUAUCUGAAGAAGAGUUUCGUAAACACUUUGAAAGGUUUGGCACAAUAACUGACGUGGUGGUAAUGCAAGAUAGUGUUACGGGUCGUCCUAGAGGAUUUGGAUUUGUCACAUUUGAUUCAGAAAAAUCUGUAGAAGAUGUUUUGGUAAAAACUUUUCAUGACUUGAAUGGCAAACAAGUGGAGGUCAAAAGGGUCGUUCCAAAAGUGGAGAUUAAUGUUUCCAGUGGCUUUGAAAAUUCCAAAGUGUCUAUGGAAAAAUUUCCUAGUUUUGGUACCAAGGCCAUUCAAGCCUCCACUACUUUUCCUUGGUAUUAUAAUAAUGAAUUGUAUGCACUAAACCCUUAUGGUUAUUGGGGCCUUAUGGAUGGAUAUAGAGGGAAUGGAGGUGCUGUUCCUUAUGAUCCUUUUAGCAACAUUUGGUAUAUGCCUUUGGUACCUGUUGCCAGGCCAUUUCAACAACCUCUUGCUUAUUGUUGCCCAAGUUAUGCAUUUGUUGGUGGAUAUGCUGGUCACUGA